Molecule: messenger RNA, 177 nt
Organism: Prunus armeniaca (apricot)
Lineage: Eukaryota; Viridiplantae; Streptophyta; Magnoliopsida; Rosales; Rosaceae
Source: the annotation of a GenBank genome assembly
AUGUCACAAGGCAAUGUGGCCGGGCACGAUGGUGCCGGAGGCAACACAAAGCUCGCAUGUUGCAAGGCAUUGUGGCUAGGCAGGUGGGUGCUGAAGGCAUGUUUCACGCCGGUUGAUGGCUGGGUGCCGAAUAAUGGCGGGGUGCUGAAGGCAUCGCUUGCGCCGAUUGAUGGCUAG